Messenger RNA from Vitis vinifera (wine grape), 678 nucleotides. RefSeq names its product zinc finger protein ZAT3. Lineage: Eukaryota; Viridiplantae; Streptophyta; Magnoliopsida; Vitales; Vitaceae. The record is from RefSeq and is a predicted model, not a curated record. The transcript is spliced from 3 exons. The coding region runs from base 1 to 678 and encodes 225 amino acids.
AUGGGAGGUGGCGAAGAAGGUGAUGAUGUGAAAAGUAGAAGAGUAAUAGUGGAGGCAAGGGCAGUAUGCAACAUCAGCAGCAAAGGGUUGGGUGGUUCAAGAGUUUGGAGGGGUCAGACGAGAGCUCAACUUUAUGAUCAGCGCAACGGAGGCGGUGAUUCCAACAAGAUCAAUGUCACUUGGAACCUCCAGAAUGGAUCAGAGGGUGGUGUUGCUGAGAAUGGUGGAACUGAAGCCAGGUGCCCUGUUUGUUCCAGGAGUUUCCAUUCAAAGAAGGCCAUGCACGGGGACAUGAGGUGCCAUCCUGAGAGAGAAUUGAGGGGGGUCAAUCCCCUGCCCUCGACCAAGACUACUUCUUCCUCCUCUGUGUCGCAGGAAAUUGAUGCCUCCUCUACGGUGGACGAAUACUGGAAGGAGGGGCCAGAAUCGCAUCAUCAAAUUAUAUUCUACAUGGGGUUCCUCCUGACUUGCAAAAAGGUCUUUCCGACUUACCAAGCCUUGAGUGAAAACAGGUCCGGCCAUUCUUAUAACAAGAAGAGUCUGGACAUGGAGAAUAAGUAUGUAUCAUCUUCGUAUACCUCAGCUUCUAAGGGAGAAGGCCUAGUUCCCACGGAUCAGGCUCUUGGGGGCCACCAGACAACUCACCGGCCGAAGCCAGCCCCAAACAUGAAGCAUUAA